Molecule: messenger RNA, 762 nt
Organism: Rotaria sp. Silwood1
Lineage: Eukaryota; Metazoa; Rotifera; Eurotatoria; Philodinida; Philodinidae
Source: the annotation of a GenBank genome assembly
AUGUAUACACAAAUAUUCAAGGAAAUUCUUCUUGAUAUGGAUCAUGGUCAACAAGCCAUUAAAGAUUUAGUCACCUUCUGCCAAGAACAAUAUAAAGGUAAUAAAACAGAACUCAAAAUUAUUGAUGAAUUUCAGCGUACUUAUCAUCCAACAUUGGCGAUAUGGUGGUAUACACGCCAAUGCUUUACAUAUAAGAUGCUUAAUCGAGCAUUACGAACACUUGAUGGUGACAUAAUCAUUAGAAUGGGAUUUUAUUUAUGUGAUGUCCAUCGACAAAUUGAAAAUUUACAUAGCAAACAAAUCAAUGAAUAUCAUGCCUUAUCUGAAAAUCAUCCAGAUAAAGCUACUACAUACAGUGACAUUGGUGAUGUUCAUCGAUUAAUGGGUGAUUAUGAGAAGGCAUUGUUAUUUCAUAGAAAAGCAUUAAAUAUUCAAGAAAAUGUUCAAUGUAAUCCUUUAGAUUGUGCAUUGGCAUAUAUAAAUUUAGGUGAAACUUAUCGAGAAAUGAAAGAUUAUACAACAGCAUUGACAUAUUUUCAAAAAGGAUUAGAAAUACGUCAGAAGAAAUUACCAAAAAAUCAUCCUGAUUUAGCUGUUGUAUAUCACAAUAUGGCAAAAUUAUAUUUAUCAACUCGACAAUAUAAUAUGGCAAUGAAAAAUAUUCAACAAACGAUUGAAAUUGCACAAGAGAAAUUACCUUCAACUCAUCCUCAUCUUUCGGACUAUAAAGAAACAUUUGAAAAAAUUCGAAAGAAAAUGUAA